UGGUGCUGGCUCCAUGGUUAGUAGUGAUUCUAGUAGUAACAGCCACUUUCACAGCAAGCCUCACUUCCAUGAUGACCAUCUCUCGUGUCCAGCCAUCUGUGCUCAAUGUGGAAACACUUAAGAGAGAAAAUGGGACUGUUGGAUGUAAUGGAAACUCUUUUAUAGUAAAGUACUUGAUCGAUGUUCUAGAGUUCAGACCAGAAAACAUCAAGAGAAUUUCCUCCAUAAGUGACUACCCAAAGGCCUUCCAGAAUGGAGAUAUUCAAGUGGCUUUCUUCGUCGCCCCCCAUGCUAAAGUCUUUCUCGCAUGUUACUGCAAGGGCUAUAUGAAAGCAGGUCCUAUAUACAAGCCUAGCGGCUUUGCAUUUGUUUUUCCAAAGGGAUCUCCCCUGGCCAUUGACCUGUCAAAGGCAAUCCUAGAUGUAAACGAGAAGAAGCAAGUGGAGCUAUUAGAAAAACAAAUGCUCUCCUCCUUUAACUGCUCCCCUUCACUCAACUUGAACGAUGGUCCAAUAGGUUAUGAGCCCUUUUCCGGCCUAUUUCUAAUUUCAGGUUUGGUUUGUGCAUUUGCUCUAUUGGUUACGAGUGGGCGUAUCGCCGGUAGACAUCUGCAGAAUAUGAGCUGCAUACGAGCAAUACUAAUGAAAACAGGAAUUCUAAGAUGGGCUUUUAUGUACUUGAUUCAGAGCCGCAGAAAAUCUCAAAAGCAUUGCUCCACAACCUCCAUCCUGGAAACUUGCUCUACAAGGAACAUGAGCAGUGGUGGUGAUAUAGUGAUUAUCACGCACCAGUAAGAUUAGUUUACAGAGUUUUAUCGUAAAAACGGAGAUGUAACUUUUUACAUGUUAUAGAUUGAAUGAAAUGUAUAGUUGACGAAAUUCCACUUGAGGUUCAGUGGAAAUUUGUA
Messenger RNA from Rosa chinensis, 907 nucleotides. RefSeq names its product glutamate receptor 3.2-like. NCBI's taxonomy places the organism in Eukaryota, Viridiplantae, Streptophyta, Magnoliopsida, Rosales, Rosaceae. The coding region runs from base 69 to 794 and encodes 241 amino acids. Gene Ontology annotation, cellular component: plasma membrane. The transcript has 2 exons. Gene Ontology annotation, molecular function: ligand-gated monoatomic ion channel activity; signaling receptor activity. The record is from RefSeq and is a predicted model, not a curated record.